AUGGAAGGCAUAACUGGUAGAGGGAACGUGCUGUUGAGAACUGCAGCUGAUAAAGGAAAUACUUUGUCGCAUUCUGAUUUGAUUCAUGAGAAGCCAAAGAAAUCGCAAUAUUCCUCUGAAAAUGUUUUCUCUAUUGGCUAUGAUAAGAGUCUUUUUAGUUCAUUAAUAUCACCCCCUCAAAUGAGGACUUGCCAUCAUUGUGGUCUGUUUGGAUCUCUCAGAUGUUCACAAUGCAAGCAAGUAUACUAUUGCUCUGCAGAUUGUCAGAAGAAAGAUUGGCCAGUGCAUAGUGUUGUAUGUGAACCAAUUAAACAGAAUGUAAGUAAUGAAAAUGGAGGCAAGUUACCUGCUAAAACUGAGAAGGGAGUUUAUCUUAAGGGUAACUCAACUUCUGUGGAUUCCCUCAAGACAGAAGAGCACAUCAAGAAAAUAAUGCUUUCGGAUCUCCAGACUCUAGGGAUCAAAAAAGCUAUGGAAGUACAGGGUACAGUAACAGAGUUCAAGAGUCCAAGAGAAUUUUAUAUACAGAUGACUUCUCCAGAAGUUUUAGACCAGAUCAGUAAACUUUCUGUGAAACUACAAGACUGUUAUGCUAAGACAGUUAUUCAAGAGCAAUAUAGUGCUAUCAAAGGGGAAGUCUGCGUUGCAAGGUGUUCUUUGGAUCAGACCUGGAAUAGAGUACUGAUAAAAGAUGUGGAUAUAUUGCAAAAGAAAGCACAAGUAUUCUAUAUAGAUUAUGGAAAUGAAGAAAAUAUUCCACUCUCCUGGAUUAAAGCUCUGCACAAAGACAUUGAACUGUUGUUACCUCCAUGUGCCAUUAAGUGUUCCUUUGCUAAUUAUGAUCCAAAAGAAAAAGGAUGGAUUGAAGGCAUUGCCAGCAUUUCUUCCCAGCUCAUGGGAAAGCACUGCUCAGUAACUGUUGUUGACGUAUUACAGGAGGAAAUGAUGUUGAAUUUUGCUGUCGAUGUUGUUCUUCCAGGUGUUGGAGACUGCCUAGAUAAAGUACCUUUAGAAAUGACGUCUGAUUUAACUCCAGGAAGCAAUGCCAAAGGAGCAGACUCUCUAAGAGAAAACCAUUCUAAGGGAAGUAAAGAAAAAAUACCUGAAGAUGAAGAAUUUCUUCACUCUGCUCAUUCAGUUGCAGAGUGUGUCUCCGUAUGUAUUGGAGAUGCAUUUUCUGGUGUGGUUUCCUGCAUUCAAAAUCCAGAAAACUUCUUCUGUCAGCAGAUGCACAGUGCCCGUCAACUUGCUGAGCUUCAGAUGUCUCUUAAUGAACAUUGUGACAAAUUUCCCAGUAGUCCAGAUUUCCGUCCUGCUGCUGGAAAUGUAUGCUGUGCCCAGUUCACAGAAGACAGUCUUUGGUAUCGUGCUGCUGCUAUAGCAUAUGUUUCUGAAGAUACUCUUUUGGUGGGCUAUAUAGAUUAUGGUAAUUUUGAAGUUCUUCCACUGAAUAGACUUCGUCCUAUGAUUCCGAGAUUAAUGGACUUGCCAGCUCAAGCCAUAAGAUGUACCUUGGCAGGUGUAAAGCCACCAUUAGGAGCCUGGACCUCAAAAGCUAUUUCUUUUAUGAAACAGCUGGUGAAAGACAAAGUGUUCACAAUAAAAGUAGUGGAUAAAGAGAGUUAUAGAUCUGUGGUGGAGCUUGUAGAUGCAUCAGUUACUCCAGUAAUAAAUAUAUCAAGCCAUCUCAUAGAGACAGGCUGUGCAGCUGAGGAAUCAAGGAUGGCCUUACCAGCAAUCAGAAUGAGCCAUGUUAAGCAAGCAAAUGAGGACACUGUGAACAAAAGAAUUUGCAAGUGGAGUAAAUUAACUCUUAAACAAACAGCAGAUGUCGUAGUGUGUACACUGUACAAUCCUGGAGAAUUUUACUGUCAGAUUUCAAAUAACAGCGAAUUACUUGCUCUAAAAUUACUUAACAAAUCAUUGUCUGAAUACUGUCAGAAAACUCCACCAAAUGUUUUUAAGCCUGAGAAUGGAGAACCCUGCUGUGCUUUUUUCUCUGAUGAUGGUAACUGGUACCGUGCUUUGGUGCAAAAUGUUACUUCAGAUGGAACCGUUAAAGUAUGCUUUGUGGACUACGGAAAUGUUGAGGAAGUACCACUGGAUAAAAUACGGCACAUCUCAUCCUCAUUCCUAAAGCUUCCGUUUCAAGGAAUUAAAUGCUGGCUUUCAGGUAUAAAGCCUGGUGAUAACAAAUGGAUUCCAGAAGCUACAGCAAGAUUUCAUAUGUACACUGCAGGGAUAAAGCUCCAAGCCAGAGUAACUUCCGUUUCCAGAGAUGGGGCAGGUGUAGAGCUUAUUGACAAUUCCACAGGUCAUCCAAAAGUGAUUAAUGAGAUAUUAAUGUCUGAAAAAUUGGCUGUAAAGGAAGUUCUACAAGAUAAAAAGAACUUUCCAAACAAGUCUGUUGACAAAAAAGAAACCUCACUUGGGCACUGGAAGCCGAUUGAAUUGGCUAUAGAUGAAACCGUAUCUGUCUGUGUAACAGAAGUUGUAAGCCCAGAUUUGUUUUACGCUGUACCAGUUCAAACUAAAGAUCAAGAGAGGCUACAUAGGCAGUUGACUGAACUAGAAGGUUAUUGUAAAUCUUGUAAGAACCAGUCCUUUAAACCAAAACUGGGUGAAGCCUGUUGUGCCAGGUUUUCAGGUGAUGGCCGUUGGCACAGAGCUCUUGUUCUAAAAGCUUCUCAGUCUGUGGUGAAAGUACUAUAUGCAGACUAUGGGAACACAGAAACUUUGCCACUUUCCAAGGUGCUGCCAAUCACUGAUUCCUACCUAAAGCUGCCUUUUCAGACAAUUACGUGUUCACUUGCAGGAAUAGAGAAAACUGAGUGGUCUCCAUUAUUACUUGACAAGUUGAAAGAAAUGUUAUUGAAUAAAUAUGUCACAAUUACAGUGAAAGGGAUUAAUGGAAAUGUUAAUUUAGUAACAGUGGAAAAAUUCUGUGAAAAUGGUAGUCUGAAUGUAGCUGACAAACUGGUACUGGAAGGUUUGGUCAAAUCCUGCAGGGCUGAAAACUUAAAUACUGAAGAUCAAGGCAAUGGAGGUGAGACCAAAUGCUGCUGCACAGAAUUAAAAAUGCAACUUAAAAAGCAUGAACAGAUCCUACUCUUCCUUUUAAACAAGUAUGGAAAUCCAGAUGGAUUCACUGAAAUGAAAAAACUGUUGGAGCAUUAAGUCUGACAUGUGCCAUUUCAUUUGUAUGUAUACCAGGUUGCUGCAUUUUUUUUGAAGAGCAACUGUAUUUGUCAGAUGAAAAAUGAGAGUUGCUUUAUAGAAAUCCUACUGUUUAAGUACCUGUAUUUAUCUGUAUGCUUGGAUUGUUAUUGUGAAAUAAGUA
Molecule: messenger RNA, 3340 nt
Organism: Grus americana (Whooping crane)
Lineage: Eukaryota; Metazoa; Chordata; Aves; Gruiformes; Gruidae
Gene: TDRD1
Product: tudor domain containing 1
Exons: 23
Coding region: 1-3177 (1058 amino acids)
Source: RefSeq, a predicted model, not a curated record